Aureococcus anophagefferens is the source of this 2655-nucleotide messenger RNA. RefSeq lists its product as hypothetical. NCBI's taxonomy places the organism in Eukaryota, Pelagophyceae, Pelagomonadales, Pelagomonadaceae. The coding region runs from base 1 to 2655 and encodes 884 amino acids. Gene Ontology annotation, cellular component: nucleus. The record is from RefSeq and is a predicted model, not a curated record. The transcript is spliced from 4 exons. Gene Ontology annotation, molecular function: acyltransferase activity, transferring groups other than amino-acyl groups.
AUGGCCGCCGCCCGCGCUCUCCUGGCUUGCCUCGCCGUGGUCGCCGCCUCGGGCCAACUCUGCGAGCGGAACUCGCAAUGCGAAAUGGCCGGCGGCGAGUGGUGCGGGAGUCAUGAGAGCUGUGGCGACGAGGACUGCUGCAUCAGCUCGGUUCCGUGCGACGUGACGACGAGCAGCGCCCACUCGUGCCUCACGUGCUCCCUGGAAUUCGAUGUUACGUUCGUUAUUACGGAGGACUGUGUCUGCUUGAACGCGGAGCUCUCGGUCGCUGAGUGCUCCGACGCCUUCGCUCGCGGAACGCCGCGGGAGGUCGCGGACGACGACGACGACGACGACGACGACGAGGAGGUUUUAGGCUCGGAAUGGACGUGGACCGCGGGGCUCAUGUCCUGCUACGGCGCCGCGCUCGCCGUCGCGGCGCACGCCGCGCGCCUGCGAUGGGCCGCGGCGGACGCGGCGGCGGCCGGCGCGAAACGCGCGGCGGCCGCGGGCGGGCAGCGCCGCGUCGAUACGACGACGACGACGGGCGUGCGGGCGCUCCUCAUGCUCGUCAUCGCCGUGGGGCACAUGAACUACUUCGGAGGCGACGGCCGCGUCGCGGGCCACAUGGGCUUCCGCGGCGAGCUCGGCGGCGGCGCCGCGGUCGAGGGCUUCUUCCUCGUGAGCGGCUUCGUCAUGGCCCUCGCCUACUCGCGGCAGGACUUCGUGGGCUCGGGCCCCGGCGACGUCGUCGCGCUCGCGCGGCGGCGCAACUUCUACGCGAAGCGCUUCGCGCGGCUCGCGCCGCUCUACUACCUCUCCGAGCUCCUCAUGUGCCUCCUGCGGAUGGACCCGUGGGGCCUGGCGCUCCUCCCCUUCAGCCUCACCGGCAUCACGUCGUGGUAUCCGCUAAUCUAUCCCAACAACGGCGUGCUCUGGUCCGUGUCGACGAUCGCGUUCUUCUACUACCGGCUCCCGUGGCUCUUCGGCCGCCUCGAGCGCGCCUGGACGCGCGCGCACCUGCCGUGGCUCGCGGCCCUCAUGGCGGUCAAGUGGGUUAUCGUCGUGGGCGUCGAUCCAUUCUUCUACAUGCCGCUCCGCGUCUGGCCGCCGUUCGUCGUGCCCGUGUUCAUGAUCGGCGCGAUCGCUGCCCCGACGGUGAAGCUGCAUUAUUCCACCCUCCACGACACCCUGCGCGGUUCCGCCUCGCUCCGCGGCGCCAUGGCGCGCCGGCGCUGGCUCGCGCCGCUCCUGGUCCUCUGCGGCGUCGUCGGCGCCGACGACGCGUCGGCGGAGAUCGGCUUCGACUUCGUCAUGGCGACCGUCGUCGGCGCGACGCUCGUCCAGGCGCUCGACUUCGUGAGCUCGCAGAGCACGCAGCUCGCCUACGCGUCGCGCAACGGCCUCCUCUUCAACGGGACCGUCGCCGAGACGACGACGAUGAAGACGCUCAUGGCCACCGCGCAGAACCUCGGCGCGCUCCCGCGCGGGACGCGGGCGCGACGCGCCCGACUUCGAAAGCUCCGAUCUCGCCCGUUUCCCGCGCGCGAGCGCAACGUGCUCGCGAUCUACGCGGGCUUCGACGCGGACCACGCGUACUACGCGUACGCCUACCUGCGCGAGGACUUUUACAAGUCGAGCGGCGCGCGCGCCGCGCACGCGGGGAACCUGACCGUGACCCUGGGCAAGAACGUCAAGGGCAAGGGGAAGCUCGACGCGGAAAAGUACGUGUCGCGCGGCCGCUGCGACGACUUCGACUACGACCUCUGCGCGGUCGCCUUCACGAGCGACGCCCUCGGCGAGCCCGUCGACGCGUUGAAGACGACGAAGUUCGACUGCACGACGACGCACUGGUUCCGGAGCUCCGUCAAGUACAAGACGCCGCGGUGGACGACGCCCUACGCGAUGCCCGCGGACGUGGCCGCGGGCGUGGGCUACACCAUCGCCGCGCCCCUCUUCGACGCCGAGGGCAAGCUGCGGGGCGCCGCGGGCGCGGACGUGGGCCUCAGCCGCGUGUCCGAGAUCAUCGCGGCGACGGCGCGGACGUGGUGGCGGGAAGACCUCGGCGCCUACGACCCCAAGGGGCUCUUCUUCUACGUCGUCGACGCCGACCUGCGCGUCGUCGCGUCGUCCGUCGGGCCCCGCGUCGCGCCGGCCGACGACCUCUUCCACUACGCGCCGAAUAGUUCGAACGCGCUCGUCGCCAACGGCUCCGCGGCCUACGUCGCCGGCGUCGCGCGCGCGAUGGAGAAGAAGUGCGCCCUCGCGGCGGAGGCGCGGCAGGCGUGCACGACGGGCCAGUUCGACGCGAGCCUCGCGGCCCUCGCGACGCUCAGGGGCGGCCUGCGCGACGCCGCGGACAUCGCCUGGGUGAAGGAGAACGAGGCCGCCGUCCGGGCCCGCGCCGCGGCGUGCCCGGGCCGCGACCCCGCGCGGCCCGAGUUCUUCCCGCGCAUCGCCAACGUGAAGUGGCGCGUCGACGUGUCGAUAUCGACGUCGUCGCUCGACAAGAUCAUGAAGCCGAGCGUCAUGGUCGAGCUGAGCCUCAGCGACGGUUCGAUCAAGACCUUCGAGAUGGACGUGGACCAGUUCCAGAAGCUCCGCUACGACACGGCGCGCCUCCUGCGGCAGAUGCAGGAGAUCGAGCGCCACCCCAUCAUGCGCAUCGUCGACUAA